This is a messenger RNA of Capsicum annuum, 522 nucleotides long. RefSeq names its product putative disease resistance protein At1g50180. Gene Ontology annotation, biological process: defense response to other organism. Gene Ontology annotation, molecular function: ADP binding. The transcript has 2 exons. NCBI's taxonomy places the organism in Eukaryota, Viridiplantae, Streptophyta, Magnoliopsida, Solanales, Solanaceae. The record is from RefSeq and is a predicted model, not a curated record. Bases 1 to 522 code for a protein of 173 amino acids.
AUGGCUGAAGCUGCAAUCAUAUACUUUCUGAGAAGGCUAGGCUAUCAGUUAAUACAAGAAGGGAAUGUUCUAUCAGGGGUACAAGAUGAAAUUGAGUGGAUCAAGAAAGAGUUUCAAGCCAUGGUAGCUUUUCUAAGAGAUGCUGACAAGAGACAACUAAGAGAUGAAACUGUGGCUGGUUGGGUUAAUGAGGAUGUCUUGAAAAACAUCCUUUUCGGAGUCAUAGCUAGUAGAGGUGAGCCAGCUCUGGAUGUCAUGAGUGCCAUGGAUGAGGGAUGGUUACUGGAGAGGACCAAUGACUACUUGCAAGACAAGAAGUACUUGCUAGUUCUUGAUGAUAUAUGGGAUGAGAACCUAUGGGAAGAGCUGAAACAUGCAUUUCCACGAAGAAAAGGGCGAAUCAUAAUUACAACAAGAAUCCACGGUAUAGCAUCCCUUCCUGAGGAUAAUUUCCAAAUCUAUGAUCUCCAACCCCUCCCUUAUGAAUUAGCUUGGAGAAUGUUUUGCAAGAAGGCGUUUUGA